Messenger RNA from Charadrius vociferus (killdeer), 534 nucleotides. RefSeq names its product COMM domain containing 2 (gene COMMD2). Bases 1 to 534 code for a protein of 177 amino acids. Lineage: Eukaryota; Metazoa; Chordata; Aves; Charadriiformes; Charadriidae. The transcript is spliced from 5 exons. The record is from RefSeq and is a predicted model, not a curated record.
AUGGAGGGCUCCGCCCCACGCCUCGUUCUCUUCCCUGUGCGCCUUCACGAGUUCGCUCGGGAUAAGUUUGCGGGUUCGGGAAGGCUGAACGUGGGCGCCGACUCCGUCCAGCGCGGGGUGGAAGGACUCGCCUAUCUUCUCACCGAAAGCUCCAAGCUUAUGAUUUCUGAGACAGACUUCCAAGAUUCCAUUCAUGUUCUGGGAUUCUCAGAUGAAUUGAACAAAGUACUGCUGCAGCUGUACCUGGAUAACAGGAAGGAGAUCAGAAGCAUCCUUGGCGAGCUGGCACCGAAGCUCCCCAGCUACCACAGUCUGGAGUGGAGACUGGACGUGCAGCUUGCAAGCAGAAGUUUGAGGCAACAGAUUAAGCCUGCCGUGACUAUAAAGCUGCAUCUUAACCAGAAUGAAGAACAAACUGCCCAAGUGUUGCAAACGGACCCGUCCACUCUCCUCCACCUAAUUCAGCAGCUGGAGCAAGCGCUGGGGGAAAUGAAAACCAACCACUGCAGGAGAAUAGUGCGCAACAUGAAAUAG